Messenger RNA from Penicillium soppii, 957 nucleotides. RefSeq names its product putative oxidoreductase, short-chain dehydrogenase/reductase family. The record is from RefSeq and is a predicted model, not a curated record. The transcript has 6 exons. Bases 1 to 957 code for a protein of 318 amino acids. NCBI's taxonomy places the organism in Eukaryota, Fungi, Ascomycota, Eurotiomycetes, Eurotiales, Aspergillaceae.
AUGAGCCACACAUUCGACGACCAAACCCACGGCGCAGACAUCACCCGUCUGUUCCCUGAACAGGCCACUGACACCCGCAGUCAUCCUAGCAGGCCUAAAAGAGGCGACCUAGCCGCCUCAACGGCAGAUGCCCUUGCUGCCGCCGGCGCGGCAACAUUAAUUUGCACUGGCCACUGCAAGUCCGAGAUCCAGCACGUAAUCGACCACAUCAGCCGCAAAUACAAGAAAGUGAACAUGGUCUUCGUCACAGCGGACACAAGUAGUCUGGCCUCCUUCCACGAAGCAGGACGCACAAUUAAGAAAAUGGGCCUGCAGAUUGACGGGUUUAUCGGAUUUCCCUCUGUGAUGGCUGUGCCGUGGGAGAUGACGGGUGAUGGGCAUGAGUCGCAUUUCCAGCGCAACUAUCUGUGCUAUUUCUUGCUUGUUAAUAUAUUGCUAGAUGACAUGGUGCAUGGGUCGAGGGUCGUUCUUGUGACGUCUUGUGUGCGGACUGAGGCGCCAGCGCCGACGUGGGUUGAUGUCCGGUUUUCGAAUGGAGAAGACUAUCAUUGUCUGGAAGGAUACUCGCAGUCCAUGCUGGCGAUGAUCUUGUUCGCCAAGUCUCUAUCGAAGAUGUGUGGGGAUCGAUCUAUUGCCGCGUUCUCGGCAAAUCCAGGGAAUACCAAGACCAAUGUGCAAACAUAUAUCUCCAUGGAUCAAAUGGAGUCGUGGCUAGAACGGAAGAGAAUAGAAGGCGAAGAGAUACCGGUUUCUCUGCAGCAAACGCCGAAAUCUCUUGCUCAGGGCAGUGCGACGAUACUGCGUGGAUUGCUUGAUCCGGAUCUACAAGAAGAGUCUGGAGCCUUUUUAAACCAUUGCCAGGCUCUCAAAUUACCACAUCUUGACUUCCCGGCUGGCGAAGAAAGUGCUCAGGCAUUAUGGAGGCGCAGUCAAGAAUUCCUCGGGGCGUUUCUGUGA